This is a messenger RNA of Siniperca chuatsi (mandarin fish), 1413 nucleotides long. RefSeq lists its product as uncharacterized. The record is from RefSeq and is a predicted model, not a curated record. The transcript has 5 exons. The coding region runs from base 299 to 1033 and encodes 244 amino acids. Lineage: Eukaryota; Metazoa; Chordata; Actinopteri; Centrarchiformes; Sinipercidae.
GUCUGUGGUGUUAUCUUUACAAUUUUGCUAUAACUUGGAUUUAAAAAAAAAAAAGUACUUACGUUUGUAGCUAGCAUUAGAGAAUAAUUCCUGGACGAAUCCACAACUGAAAAGGAAAAGGGAAAGUCUGACAGUGGAGCAAGAGGCUCCUUGCCAUGAAUGAGUACACACUACCCACACCAAGACCUAAUAUUUGGGAGCGUAAGCCGAGGGCAGAGAGCCCUACCUCGGACUUAACUGCAAACUCUGACUCCAAGUCCGAGAUGGAAACAGCGAUCAUGAUUACUGUGUGACUCCAAUGACGGCGGAGAUGGCCAACGAGAAUGAAGCCUUGCAUCGAAAGAUUAGUGAGCUCCAACACCAACUGGAAGUGCUACAGCUGCGAACCUAUUUCGGCAUACAACGCUUGGCAGGGUCAGACGAGGACAUUCGUUUUUACACCAGGUUUGCCUCAUACAAACAUUUUCAGGCCUUUUGGAAACUGGUGGAGCCUGCACCAAGGCUGCCUCUGCUAACAGCUCUGAGUUCUCUCAACCAACAUAGGCCUAACACUUUUUCACAGAAACCUCCACCCAUAGAAGUGCUGCUGCUGUUCGUCAUGCAUCUGUCAGUGGGCCUGCCUCUCAGGGAUCUAGCAGAACGGUUUGGCAUUCACCACACCACAGCCAGCAGGAUUAUUGCCACCUGGAUGCACUUCCUAUACAACCUGCUUGGAACCAAAUGUCUGUGGAUCCCAGGUGGAUCUGUCAGAGCUCACCUUCCACCAGAGUUUUCAGCUUUCCCAGACACACAAGUGGUGCUUGACUGCAUUGAAAUAUUCUACCAGACUCCAUCCUCUCUCCUGUUGCAAAGAUCCAUAAGUGACCGUGAGAUCUUCAAGCUGUCUGGCAUCGUAAACCUACUCACACCAGACAUGGCAAUUAUGGUUGACAAAGGGUUCCUUGUGGACAAUCUGGCUCUGUGCAAGGUUUACCAGCCCGUCUUUCUCUCAAGAAACGCCCAAAUGAGUAGAGAGGACGUCAGGCAGACUUAAUCCAUUGCACAUCUGCACAUUCAAUGUGGCUUGCUUCCUGGUCAACUACCAAAACAGACCACUGGUAAAGGCAUGGACAACUUGACGAUGAAUAACUCUGGAUUCAUGUAUUAAUGACAUUUCACUUUUUGCUUAUUCUGUGCUUGUAAAUAGUUUCUAAUUAAUGUUCUAUAGGUUUGUGUUAAACAUUCACUUACCAGAAUUGAUUCAUUAAACAGCUUUUUGUUGUCAUAGCUUUUACAUUAUUUCUUUAAAAAGGUAAUUAUUUUCAAACAAAAGUUUGUACAUGUAUAUGAAUUGCCAAAAUCGAAAAUAAAUAAAUGACUCAAUAAAUAGAUUACUAUGCCAUUAAAUGCACCAAAAAUAAUAUUAAAAUUGAU